UGGGGCCAGAAGGGGAAAUCGUGUCACACCAAAAAGAGGGGGACUACCUUACACCGGUCCUGGUCCCAAGGGGCGGGUCUUUGGGACGAGGGGAAACGGGCACCGGGUCCGGUCCGCAGAAAUCAUUAAUUCGCCUGGGUUGUCCCUUCCUUACGCCAGGGCAGUCUGAGACUAAAACCAAGCGCUGCUAGCCGUCUUCGUUUCGCCCUCCCUACCAGCACCAGCCAAAUCGAUCACGACCCUCAUCCUCUCCACCCAAGCCCUCCCCCUCCAGAACCAACCAUGUCAACCACGGUCACCACCACGGUCGUCGCGCAGCCGGAGGUCCGGCCUGAGCUCCAGGCCCUGAGGCGAGAGACGGCCCGUCUGGGGCGCCAUGGCUACCUCUUUGGCAAGAAGUUGACACGGUCCUUCUCGCCUUUCCUGCACGAUGUCAUCUACCGCGAGCUGGGCCUGAACUGGGGCCAGGUCCGUCUCGACUCCACAGAUAUGGACCUGUUCCUGAAGCUGGUACGAGCCCCAAGCUUCUAUGGCGCCUCGGUGACGAUGCCACACAAGGUCGCCAUCAUCCCCCACCUGGACGAACUCACAGAGGAGUGCCGCGACGUCGGCGCCUGCAACACCCUCUUCCUGCGCUCCGACCCGGCCACGGGCCGCCGCCUGCUCUGCGGCGCCAACACGGACGUCAUCGGCGUGCGCGAGUCCUUCUACCAGAACGUCGCGGACCCGGACGCCGUCUUCCACGGCCGCCCGGCCCUCGUCGUCGGCGGCGGCGGCGCCGCCCGCUCCGCCGUCUACGCCCUGAACCGCUGGAUGCGCGCGACCGAGAUCUACGUCGUCAACCGCGACGACGCCGAGGUCGCCGCCGUCCAGCGCGAGUGUGCCCAGCGCGGCUUCGGCGCCCGCCUGCGCCACGUCCGCACCGUCGACGAGGCCCACGCCCUGCCGGCCCCGGGCGCCAUCGUGGCCUGCGUCCCGGACUUCUCGCCCGCUACGCCCGAGGAGAGGCGGGCCCGGGACGUGAUCCGCACAUUCUUGGACAGGCCCGAGAAGGGCGCCAUGCUCGAGAUGUGCUACAACCCCACCCCCUACACCGAGCUGGGCGCCAUCGCCGAGGAGGCCGGCUGGCAGGUCAUCCUGGGCACCGAGGCCCUGAUCUGGCAGGGGAUUGCGCAGGACAGGUACUGGACCGGCCAGAGGCUGCGGCCAGAGACGGUCAAGGUCGCCCAGGAGGCCAUCGCCUCUCGGCUUCCCAGGCGGUAGAUGGGAUCUUAUUUCUCUCGCCAUGUUUUCCCUCCUAAUCUCGUCUCAUUGCGGCUAUACCAGAUCACGCGGCCAUGUCUUUUACUAGCGGUACAUAUCAUGAUUCCCUUGUACAUAAUAAAUUCCACACUUGAUGCUCGUCACAGACCAAGGAAAGUGUGAAUACCCUA
This is a messenger RNA of Gaeumannomyces tritici R3-111a-1, 1433 nucleotides long. Its product is annotated as quinate dehydrogenase. Gene Ontology annotation, molecular function: shikimate 3-dehydrogenase (NADP+) activity. Lineage: Eukaryota; Fungi; Ascomycota; Sordariomycetes; Magnaporthales; Magnaporthaceae. The transcript is spliced from 2 exons. The coding region runs from base 283 to 1263 and encodes 326 amino acids. Gene Ontology annotation, biological process: shikimate metabolic process; chorismate biosynthetic process. The record is from RefSeq and is a predicted model, not a curated record.